AUGGAUUUAGUUUAUGAAGAUCAAGAUUUUAUGAUUGAUGGUGAUUCUUCUCGUGAAGCUUUCUUUUACAACACAAUUGAAGGGGAGGAUGAAUGUGAAGAAGCUGACGAGUCGUACAUUCAAUCACUCAAUUUCGAUACCACUGUAAAUGAUCCUGUUUUAGCGACUUUACAAAAUAUUGCUCUUAUCGUUGAAUCCUGGCUCACUGACAAAUUGCUAUAUGCUGCUGAAACUAUCCCCACUUCGGAGGAGUCGCCUCAAAUUUCCCCUAUUCCUAUUUUGGAGGAAUCUCCUCAAAUUUCAGCUGAAAUUUUGGAAGCAUUCAACGGUCUAUCAAAAGUACAUAUAAACAUUCGAGCUGGUCAUGUUUAUUUACUUUAUAUGACAGACGGUGAAAUUGUAAUAUCUCCAAAUCAUAAACAAUUCAUUCAAGAGGAACAAUCAGCCGCAUCACGUCACAACACGUGUAGAGUGCUGGUAUCCGUCGAACACGUGACAAUUAAGGGAGAAGAUCGAAAUGAUAUUGCCCCGAACAGAAUUUCAUAUAGUCAUCAAUUGAUCGAUGGUACUACACGAACUGCAUCUUCAGCUGAUGGUCAAAUAUUUUAUUUGUUGGAUGAAGUCCCAACUACUGUAAAUUAUGUGGGGAAUAACAAUGCUCGUUUUUAUAGUGGUGCGAGUUAUGCGGGCGAAAUAAUCGUUCAACCCUAA
This is a messenger RNA of Racocetra fulgida, 711 nucleotides long. Lineage: Eukaryota; Fungi; Glomeromycota; Glomeromycetes; Diversisporales; Gigasporaceae. The record is from the annotation of a GenBank genome assembly.